Molecule: messenger RNA, 3141 nt
Organism: Brenthis ino (lesser marbled fritillary)
Lineage: Eukaryota; Metazoa; Arthropoda; Insecta; Lepidoptera; Nymphalidae
Source: the annotation of a GenBank genome assembly
AUGUGGCUAAUUUUCACAUUUUUACCAUUUAUGGUAAACGCUAUCGAUCCUGUGUUAAAGGAUCUAUUGACGCCGAUGUCAGAGUUGGGAGAGAGCUGUGGUUAUGAUAGUUGUCCUGAGAUAAAAGAAGGGUGGACCAACGUGCACAUUGUUCCCCAUUCUCACGCUGAACUUGGUUACAUGAAGACGUUCGAUGAUUAUUAUACAGGAUUUCAUCGAAUGGUCUACGAACUGAUACGCCAGGGCCGGCUGGUGUUCGUGGGGGGAGGAUGGGGGAUGGUGGACGAAGCUACCACGUACUACCAAGCUGUUAUUGACAGCUAUACUUUUUCUUUAAGAAAGCUAAACUCGACUUUCUUAUCCUGUGCUCGUCCGCUGGUGGCGUGGCAGGCAGAUUCCUUUGGACAUUCUAGAGAACAUGCAUCGUUAAUCGCACAGAUGGGAUUCGACGCUCUUUUUAUAAACCCCAUCAGCUUUGAUGAUGAGAUGAUUAGGAUGGAGAGAAAGGCUCUGGAGUUUUUGUGGAGAGGAAGUGACGAUUUGGGUCCCGAAACUGAUAUUUACACGCACAAAUUGUUCGAUGGCUACUGGUCUCCGCCAGGGUUCUGCUUCGGCAGUUUAUGUUCUGAUCCUCUGCUUAUAACUUCGGAUAGUGUUUUUAAAAAUGCUGAAGAACGAGCAAACGUUUUCAUAGAUGCUAUCCGAUAUCGUCAAGCCCCAUAUUACAAUACAAGGCAAGUGAUGGUGGUGUUGGGGCAACGAAUGGGUUAUUUUAACGCAAGAAUCUGGUAUGAGAAUAUCGACAAGUUAAUCUUCUACGUAAAUGAAAGGACUUACAGAGAGAAUCUCAAAAUAAAUUUGAUGUAUUCUAACCCUUCAUGCUACUUGAAUGCUGUACAAGGAGAAAAUCCAAUUUUAGAAACAAAGCAAGACGAUUUCUUUCCCUUUGCAUACAACAAGUAUUCAUACGCAUCUGGAAUGUUCACCUCGAGACCAAUUUUCAAGUAUUUUGUGAGGGAAGCUAAUAUCUAUUUGCAGAUUGCAAAGCAGUUACAAGUUUUAGCAAAUUUAAAAAACAAAGAAGAAGUCUUAGAAGAAUUGAAAUGGAUUGUUGGGGUGGUGCAAGAUCAUAAUAUAAUAACAGGAGCUAUGAGACCCUAUGCAGCGAGUUAUUAUUCUGAAAAGCUACAUUCAGCGAUAGAACAAGCUAUACCCUUAAUUGGAGAAUCUUUUAAUAAACUUCGUAAGACUGAAUCACCGGCAGUCUACCACAGAUGCUCAUUUAACACGUCUUCAUGUCAACAUACUAAAGGAAAUGCUUUUAAUAUUGUCGUGUACAAUCCACUGGCAUGGUCAGUCAAUACAUCAAUUAGAUUGCCGAUUUUCAAUAAAGAUUAUGAUGUGUUUGAUUCAACAGAUACCAAAAUAAGAGCGGUCAUAAUGAAAACAUCAGACCAUGUUUUAAAAAUUCCAAACAGACAUACAACCGAAUAUGAAUUAGUAUAUAUAGCCAAAGUGCCACCUCUAGGUUUUACUUCUUAUAAAGUUAUAGCAAAAAGAAGAAAACGAUCAUUUAUCAAGAAAACUAACGAAAACCAACAAAAAACAAAUUUCAUUCGUCAAGUUAAUAAUAAUAGAUCAAUAUUUGAUGAUUAUGACGAUUUUGAUGAAACAACAGCAGAAAAUAAGAUUGAUUUUGGGAAUGUAAGUAGAGAUGAUGUGAUUAAUGAUAAUAGUAAUGUUGUAACGUCUAGAAGUAAAACUACAGCUACUGCUUUAUAUUCUACGACUGAAGUAGAAGUAACAAGUGUUCAAGAUACAACUGCAGUUGAAAAUUUGAAUAAUUCUAAAGUUAAUUUCAAUUGGUUUGUUGAAGAAGCAGAAGAAAAAGAGAGUGUUGGAGAAAAACAAACUAAUCAUAAAUAUUACUAUGAAGAAUCUAAUGAUACUUUUAUAAGGAAUGAGUACAUACAAAUAAAUUUAGAUGAGUACCGAAAAAUAUCAACCAUGAAUCUUUCAAACGGGAUCAACACGACUUUGGAUAUCCAAUAUUAUUACUACAUUUCUGAUGUCCCAGAAAAGAACAGCACCAAAAUCGAUCCAGGCGCUUACAUUUUCCGAAGCAACGACUCGAACCCAGUACCUAUUAUAGAUUAUAUAAACACGAGGAUAUAUAAAAGUGAUGUGGUCGAAGAAAUUCAUUGCAAAUAUUCAGAUUUUGCUAGUUUUGUUGUAAAAUUGUAUUCUGAAAGUCCGGUUUUAGAAGUGGAUUGGGUUUUGGGACCAGUGCCAGCUGAUGAUGGUCUUGGCAAAGAAGUGUUCCUACGAUACACAACAAAUUUAAAUAACGAUGGUGUUUUCUACACGGACGCCAAUGGCAGGCAAAUGAUAAAACGGAUACAAAAUACUCGAGCGACGUACGAACCGCACAAUUUGGACCCUAUUGCUGGUAACAUGUAUCCUGUUACAUCAAGGAUAUAUAUGGAAGAUUUGAACAAAAACCUUCGCUUCUCAAUUUUCAACGACAGGUCUCAAGGAGGAGCAUCCAUUUUGGAAGGAUCGAUAGAUCUAUUUGUGUUAAGACGUAUAUUCACUGAUGAUAGCAAAGUUCAGUCGUACAUGAAUGAAACUGAGUAUGGAAAGGGCCUAAUUGUCCGUGGGACACACUAUCUCUACCUAACUAAGGCUAAUUUCAAACAAAAUAGGCUGUUUGAGAAAAAAAUUUCAAAGGAGAUUGAGUUGAAAUCUCAAAUUUUUGUCUCGUUAAACAAUGAUAAGGCCGGUAAUAAAACUUUUACAGGUUUAAAAAGCAAGCUGCCAUUUGGGGUACAUCUGCUGAGUUUAGAGAAGACCGAUGAUGGUCUGUUAGUUCGACUCGAAAAUUAUUUGGAGAAAGUAGACGUUUUGAGGAAAAACAUAAAACGUGUUUAUUUAAAAGAUCUAUUUUUCAAUAUACAAAUUAUAAAUGCUGUCGAAACAACAUUGGGUGGACACAUCCUUAAAAAAGAUUGGACUCCAAUAAAAUGGCAGAAAAAUGAAAGCUUUGUUAGAAAUUUCAAUGAUUUUUAUGGAAAAGACAAAAAAGAAUUCAGUGAUGACGUCAAUAUUUAUGAUGAUGACGGAUGUGGCUCGUUAGACAUU